Meloidogyne enterolobii is the source of this 1831-nucleotide messenger RNA. Lineage: Eukaryota; Metazoa; Nematoda; Chromadorea; Rhabditida; Meloidogynidae. The record is from the annotation of a GenBank genome assembly.
AAAUAUGGAGAACAAUAAUGAUGUUGAUUGUCUUCCACUAGAUGACGAGGAAAAUGGUUUAUCCCCUGCAAAGAAAUUUCCUAAAAAAUCUGGCCGAGAGAAGAAGGGGCAAGGUGUUCGCCAAAACUAUGUUAGUCGAGAAAUUAUCCCAGUGAAUGAAAAGCUUUUUUCUUUUUACCGUCAACAACGAAUUAUUCCAGAAUCAGAAUGGGACGAUUUUGUAGCUGCUUUAAGGAGAGAAUUGCCUGUAUCUUUCCGAAUUCAAUGCUCGCUUCGGGAAAGGGACUAUUUAGAUGAAUAUAUUCAAUCAAAAUUCGUUAAAGAAAUUGAAAAUAUAGCAAAGGAUUCGCCUGAAAUUGAUCCUCCAAAAAGAGUCCCUUUUGUGCCAUAUGCUUAUCAAACGAAAAUGUCUAGAGCAUCGAUUCGAGGGCACCCAAUUUUAAAAGAUUUGCAUGAAUUUCUUAUUAAUGAAACUGAAUUGGGUUAUAUAAGCCGUCAAGAAGUGUGUAGUAUGAUUCCACCUCUUUUUCUUGAUAUUCAACCACAUCAUUUGGUAUUAGAUGCAUGUGCAGCUCCAGGAAGUAAAACAGCACAGUUAAUUGAAUUAAUGCAUGUUUUAUCACCAAAUCCAAGUGGAAUGGUUGUUGCAAAUGAUAUCGAUUAUAAAAGAUGUUAUUUACUUGUCCAUCAAACAUUAAAGAGAAUGCCAACAGCUGAUGUUGUUGUUGUUAGUCAUGAUUCUGGCCAAUUCCCAGUUAUGCUAGAUUCUAACAAGCAACCAUUACUUUUUGAUAGAAUUUUAUGCGAUGUUAUUUGCAGUGGUGAUGGGACUUUUCGAAAAAAUCCUGAAUUGUGGAAUAAUUGGGAACCAAUGAAAGGUUUAAUGUGUUAUUCAACUUGUUCUUUAAAUCCUUUGGAGGAUGAAGCUGUAAUUGCUCAAUUAUUAAGACAUUUUAAUAAGGAAAUUGAAUUGGUAGAUAUUUCUGGAAAAAUUUUGGAUUUAAAAAGAACAAAAGGAAUUAGUCAUUGGAAGGUUUUUAACAAAAAUUUGGAAGAAUAUUCUUCCAUAGAAGACGUACCGAAAGAAGCUUUACGUCAUUUUAAGCCUUCAAUGUUUCCUCCUAAAAGUGAAGAAAUUGAAGCAAUGCAUUUGGAUUAUUGUUUUAGAAUUUUACCACAUCAACAAGAUACUGGAGGAUUUUUUGUUGCUAUUUUAAGACGGAAAGAGAUGGAUAAAUUAAAUGUAGACAAUAAUUGCACAGAUGAACAGCAGCAACAACUAUUGAAACUUAACCAGCCAACAACGCUUAUAAGAAAAUCAACAGUUACAAGAAAAAGAAGAGGUUUUGUUCAUAAAGAAGAUCCAUUUAUUUUUCUUGCCAACCAUAGUGAUGAAAAUGAAUUGAGAGAGGCAUUGAAGGAAUAUUUUGGCAUUUUACCAGAAAAUUUUUCUCAUCAAAAUUUACUUGUACGUUCAACAAAUACUGAAAGGAAAAAAGAAGUUUAUUAUGUGAAUGAUUCUCUAAAAGAAUUUUUAAUAAAUAAUGAUGGACGUUUCAAAAUUGUAAAUGCUGGAAUGGGAAUUUUAAAGAAAAUUAUCAAUGAUAAAGUAUCGCCUUGUCCUUACAGAAUUAAACAGGAUGGAUUGCCUAUUCUUAUACCUUGGAUUACUAAACGAAUUAUUGAUAUACCUACCUCACUUUUCAUUCGGAUUUUGCAUGGUGGUCAAACUAAUUUAAAAGAAAAAGAAACAUCACAAUAUUUACCUUUAAUUGAACUUGGAGAAGAGGAACAUUUUUUAUUUAAAGGUUUUUUAAAUUUUACUUUUUAA